UCACUAAUAAAGCCGAGGACCGGCGAGUCAGCCGCAGUAAGUCCCGCCGCAGCUAGAUCUCCGGGUAGCUUACGAGAGGCGGAGCUCAGCGGUUCCCUCCGCUUUAACUGCAGCGUCUUCCCGCCGGGUGUCUCGCCGCAGCAUCCCGAGAGGGGACGGACCCCUACACACUCUGUCAGAAAAAUGUCUGCUCCUGCUCAGCCACCAGCUGAAGGGACAGAAGGGGCUGCCCCCGGUGGGGGUCCUCCUGGCCCUCCUCCCAACAUGACCAGCAACAGACGACUACAGCAAACCCAGGCACAAGUGGAGGAGGUGGUGGAUAUCAUGCGUGUGAAUGUGGACAAGGUCUUGGAGAGGGACCAGAAGCUGUCAGAGCUGGAUGACCGAGCUGACGCCUUACAGGCGGGAGCCUCACAGUUUGAGAGCAGUGCUGCCAAGCUAAAGAGGAAGUAUUGGUGGAAAAACUGCAAGAUGAUGAUCAUGCUGGGAGCUAUCUGUGCCAUCAUCGUGGUAGUUAUUGUAAUCUACUUUUUUACUUAAGAAUGUGCCAUCCCUUCCCUGUUCUCCAUUACCAUCUGAGCUCAUGUCCUUCUCCUUCUGUUUGCUCUCAACCACUUCCCAUCUGCCUUCCUGCAUCCCAGCCCGGGCUUCCCAUCAUUCAUUACUCCUUUUUGGUUGUACUCAUUUGCACUCUGGCCCUCAACACUAGAAAUGCUGCUCAUGGCGAAGUCUUGAAAUCAUCACCUGAAGAGCAACAGCUGGCACCUCCUCCCUAUCCCUUUCUUAUGUCCUUUCAUGCUCCUCCAAAGCCAGAAAGAGUCAGUAGCCAAAGGCAGAGGCAGGGGAAAGAUCGAGGUAAAGAGCCCAAGAUGCUGGCAAGGUUGGUGGCAGGAGAAGUGUAUUGGUGCUCUUGGCAUCUCCUAGAAAGGCCGGCUGCUGCCAGGAAGGGACUGUGAGCAGAUGGGAAAGUGGUGACUUGCCCUGUGCAGCCCUCAUUGGAUCCUACAGAAGGGGCCCAGGGACCAGCAGGUCCUGAUGCAAUACCCUUUUAGAAAGUCAGGCCUGUUUUUUGUAGUCAUUGCUAAUCUGUUGGUUCAAGAUUUUCUAUUUCUUUGGGGGAUCUUCCAGCUAUGUACUUUGUUCCCUACAGGUCUGGAAAACAAGUCUUUAUUGAUUGUAAAACAUGCCAGAAGUCUGUUUUAGAAACAGUCCUAUUUGCUUCUACUAGAAGACACUGUCUCUGUAUGUUUUCUGCAACGCCCUGUGUUGUUCAUGAGGGCGUCAGGAAAGUUGAUCUGGCUAAAGUCGGGACUCUGAAGUCAUUUUUUAUUCUUGGUGUAUAGAGAGGAUGCCUGUUAAUAGAAAAAGUGAGUUGAAAGCCUAAUUUGAAAAUAACAAGUGUACAGGAAUCAGCUUCUUGCAGUCUUGCAAAGGCAGGCCCAGUUCCUUCCUAACUGAUAAAGGAAUGUGAGAGUGUUAAGAGGCGAGCUCCUUCGACUCCUAUCAAACACCUUCUUCUGCGCUGCCCCAGGUACUUAAGACAGACACAUGGCAAGAGGUCCUUCCUCAGGCUGAUCCAGAGGGUUUAGGGAAGUGUAGCAACUCAGUCUCAGGGUACAAGCAGUGCAGUCAGCGCUAGGCGUGCAUGUGUAUUUCACAGGGCCCUUGCCCCAGAGCUGCCUGACUGUUCUUUUCCAAAGUGCAUUCUUCUUCUGAAGCACCCUCACCUGUCCAAAUCCAUAUGCCUCCUUUCUGUUCCUCCUCUUUGCAUGUUUUGUUAAAUAGAUUGUACAACCUGAGCAACCUGAGGAUGGGAGCUGCUCAGCCUAUUCUGGGAUUUUUCUUUUUUUGGUGGUACAGGGGAUUGAACCCAGGGCCUUUGCAGUGAGCUACACUUCCCAGCCCUUUCUGUAAUUUUGUAUUUUGAGAAAGAGCCUUGCUGAGCCAGGCUAGGCUUGAACUUGUGAUUUUCCUGCCUCAGCCUCUCCGAGUGCUGAGAUUUAUAGGUGUGUGUGCCACCUUGCAACUCCUGGGAGCUGUUGCUGAGCUUCAGGAUAAGAAAAACCCAGGUGCUGCAGGGAGAGGGCAGACUGGGAAUAGGAAGGGAAUACCCUUGACUGUGGUGCCUUCUGUCCGCUGGUGCACAAGCAGGCAGAGGCUGAGGCCACAGUAGGCUGGACCCAGAUGCUACUUUCCAUGCAGCAGCAUUUCAUUGUGCAAACCAUCCUUCCUUUCCCUCCGUCCCUGCUUCCCCAAAUUCCCUUUGUCCUGCCCCAGGGCGGGACUGAAGAGCUGGAAGAGAGCAGUCAGUGCACCCUCCCAGCGUCCCCUCGAAGGUCUUCAUUCUCCUCUGGGCUCCUCCUUGCCUAAUGUAGGGCUCACCGCUGGAGAAGAACCACCACUGUCCUGGAUGUGUCCCAAGCCUGGAGCAAAUCCACCCUCUUGGCCCACCAGCCUUAGCAUGGGAUUAUUUCCUGGGUUUCUGUCUCUUACCAGGUGUAGCUGGCUCUGUUCUUGUGGGGGUGUUGGUCCUUCUACUUUCUUUCUCAUCCUAUCCUGCACCUCUUCUGUGUCUUCGCUGUUUCUUCUUCCCUCCCACUCCCCAUGUGCAUGAGCAGAUAUGCAGCUAAACCCCAGGACUCUGCACUCAAAUGAAGCCGAGCUCCCCACAUUCCCUUCUUUGGUUUGCCAUGAGAUGAUGUGGGUUUCCACUGUGUGUCUGUCAUUACCUCUUUGUCUUUUUUCCUAACCCCAAUCUCAUACUUGUAUAGAAUAAUAACAGUUGUACUUCCACCAAAGGCAUGUGGAAUAUUUACCAAUUUCAUGUAUUCUGAACAAAAGCAAAAAAUACAAAUUCCUACCACUCAA
This is a messenger RNA of Cavia porcellus (domestic guinea pig), 2868 nucleotides long. RefSeq names its product vesicle associated membrane protein 1 (gene Vamp1). NCBI's taxonomy places the organism in Eukaryota, Metazoa, Chordata, Mammalia, Rodentia, Caviidae. The transcript is spliced from 5 exons. The record is from RefSeq and is a predicted model, not a curated record. Gene Ontology annotation, molecular function: SNAP receptor activity; syntaxin binding. Bases 184 to 540 code for a protein of 118 amino acids. Gene Ontology annotation, biological process: vesicle-mediated transport; vesicle fusion; SNARE complex assembly. Gene Ontology annotation, cellular component: SNARE complex; plasma membrane.